AUGCCUCUGCAGGCCAUUGGCAUCCCAACCCAGACCACCUACAGCCUCGCCUCCUUCCCGCCCCAGGACAAGAAGGCAUGCAAAUCCACAGAUGGUGCGGCUAUGCAUGUUCAGGACGAGAAGGCAUGCGAAUCCACGAUUCGUGCGCCUAUGCAUGUCCAGGCCAGUGAUACAGGUCGAUCGGCCGACCUUCACGGCCAUUUCGGCUAUGAUCAAGUGCAGUUGACUUUUGGCAAUACAGCUUCAACCGGAGCUUGGACCGGCAUCCAACAUCCCCAGCUGCAGGAGAGGUUGGCGGCGAGUUCAACCACAGGUCUCCAAGGUUUGUCGCAUCUGGUCGAUACAGCAGCCAUGCAGCUCGGCCGCUUCGCGCGCCGUGUGGCGUUGAAGAGGCGAGCGCUGCACAAGAGAGCACUGGCAAUGUGGAGGACCCUCCGGAGUGCGGUGCGUGCAGUGGACAACGACAAGAAGAAGGCCGCCAGGAAGAAAGAUGCCGACAGGGAGAAGGACGACGACAGGAAGAAAGACGAUGACCGGGAUGAUCAGGACAAGGAGAGAUGGAAGCUGGCCGUGCUGAAGACUCUGUACGAGCGAGGUCUGGAGUCCUCGACACGGGUCGCGGGGCAGGAGGUGGCGGCCGAGACCGGCACCCAGACACAGGAUUGGCUCCUGGAUGCCGCUGCUUGUGGAGAUCAUCUUGUGCCCCUCACCAGACCUCCGAUUCCACUGCCGAUGCAGGCUCAGCAAACUAUGGCCCACCAUAUCUCCAUGGCGGUGGCUCGGGAGCUCUCUUUCCAGGGCGAGGUCCCGGCCGGUGCUGAGCACCACGCAGACGACUCCGAUGAUCUCGAGGCCUGCUGUCAUCCAGUGGUGGUUGUAGGUGUUUUCGGGCCGUGUUGUGGGUUCCAGGUGUUCGGUUUUCCUUGCAAAUCCCCUUGUCUUAUGUCGCCUUUUGGCGCCCAUCGGCGGCUUGCUGUGUCAGGCUGA
Molecule: messenger RNA, 987 nt
Organism: Symbiodinium necroappetens
Lineage: Eukaryota; Dinophyceae; Suessiales; Symbiodiniaceae
Source: the annotation of a GenBank genome assembly